Molecule: messenger RNA, 1753 nt
Organism: Micropterus salmoides (largemouth bass)
Lineage: Eukaryota; Metazoa; Chordata; Actinopteri; Centrarchiformes; Centrarchidae
Gene: btbd17a
Product: BTB/POZ domain-containing protein 17
Exons: 3
Coding region: 367-1731 (454 amino acids)
Molecular function (GO): protein binding
Source: RefSeq, a predicted model, not a curated record
ACUACUUCUAUGUGAACAGGCUUUACGGGAAACUGUGCUUUUAGUCCAGCCUGUGCUUAUCAUGAAUCAGAAAGAGGAACCAUACUUUGCUGAUAUAACCCAAAGCUCAGAUCCCAGCAGUUCCAGUUACUCUGCAGAGGAGAGGAGGUGGAGGAGGGGUGGUGUGCUACAACCACCUCAGCUGAGACAAAGCUUUAAUUAAACGUGACCCACAAUCCUUCAUUAUCCAGACAGCGUGUGCAGCUGGACUGAUCAAUGGCAUGGAUUGGGAUGAUAGUGCCCUACUAUCUGUCCCAGUAAAGUACUGACAUUAAACUUCUGUACAUUCCUCUAAGAAAGUCAACUUUUAUAUUCUGUUAAUCUGGCAUGAAAGUUGACGGGGCCCAGGAUGGAGGUGGCAGCGGCGGGGACACCAUCAGCCACUCUUUGACCCUGGUGCAGCGUCUGGAGGCCCUGCUGGUUCAGGGGAACGGCAGUGACGUGUCGCUCAGGGUGGAGACUCCCAACGCAGACGAAGUGAAGGUGAUCCAGGCUCACUCGCUGGUGCUCUCCCUGCAGAGCCCCGUGUUCGAAGAGAUGCUGCUGAACCGCAACAGCAGCAUGCUGGUCCUGAAAGAGAGCUCCGACAGUGCAGCUGUGUUUGACAAGUUCAUCAGGUAUCUGUACUGUGGGGAGAUUUCUCUGCGUCUGGACCAGGCCACACCUUUACACAAGCUGGCCACAAAGUACAAUGUGAUGGGUCUCCAGCAGGGCAUCACCGAGUACAUGACCCAUAAUCUGGCCCGAGACUACUCCUCAGGCCACGUGGCGGGCUGGUACGAGUACGCCCUGCAGACCGGGGACGUGACUCUGAGGGACAGCUGUCUUCAGUAUAUGGCCUGGAACCUGUCGUCGCUCCUGCAGAGCGGUGAGUGGGUGACCAUCAGCAGCCAGCUGCUCAUGUCCCUGCUGCAGCGCUCAGACCUCAUCCUGCAAAGUGAGAUGGAGCUCUUUGCAGCGCUGGAGGCCUGGAUUAUUCAUAAUGAGCCAGACGGCCUGACAGCAGAGAACGCCUUGAGAGCUGUGCGUUACGCCAUGAUGCCACCACGGGAGCUCUUCCGUCUGCAGACCCAGUCCUCAGUCCUGGCUCGCUAUCAGGAGUCUGUGCGCGACUUACUGUACAUGUCCUACCAGUUUCACUCUGCAUCGCCACUGCACAUGGCCAAAUACUUCGACGUGAACUGCAGCCUCUUCAUGCCCAGGAACUACCUGUCGUCAGUGUGGGGGUCACCCUGGAUCAUCAACAACCCCACGCGAGACGACCGCAGCACCAGCUUCCAGACCCAGCUGGGGCCCAGCGGCCACGACGCCAGCAAGCGGGUGACUUGGAACGCCCUGUUCUCACCACGCUGGUUACCCCUCAGCAUGAGGCCGAUGUACACGGAGACGGGCGCCAUGCAGCCAACACGUGUGGAGGGAGGGCGCCCUCGCAUCAUCAUCACGCCGGCCACAUCCAGUGCAGAUUUCGCCGGAGUGAACUUCCAGAAGACAGUGCUUGUGAUGGCUCAGCAGCAGGGGAAGAUGGUGGUGAAACACGUCUACAACUUCCACCAGAGCACGGAGGAAAACGGUGAUUUCUUGGCCGAAGCCGACCUAUACCGGCGGACAUCUGAAUACCUCAUCGAUAGCUCCCUCUUCCUCCACAUUGUGGUGAAGCCGCUGUACCAAACCCUCAUAACCACCAAGAACUGACCCUCCACCCUCCUCUCUGAGC